ACGCUGCCAUAGUUGACGCUGCAGUGGAAAGAGCGAGCUGAUCGAGUGGCGAGGAGAAAGCAACGCAAGCAAGUCUGGUCAAGUUUGCAGUGCACAUUCGGCGACGAUCAGUGUCAUGAGCGAGCGCACGAUUGCUGGUGACGAGAAAGUUAACAGGGACCGUAUUUCCUUGCUUACCCCUCGCCUGCACAGCAGCCUCCAAGAGCUAGCCGCCCUGCGGACCAGCGGGCAGCCUGUGCCCAGCAAAACAUGGAGCUCUGUGGAAGCCGUUGCCCGGGCGCUCGCUUCCACUUGGGACGAUGCUGUAGAAUGGGAUGCUGUAGCUGACCUCUUUCGCUUCUUGCGAAAUGCUUUUGCCAGCUCUCCCGAAAACUCCACUGCCGCAACCAGGAGAGAAGGGCUGAUGCAAAGUGUAAAGACUCUGGUGAAGGGCCUCUGUGAGCUUCACAUCAAAGAUUCUUCGCAUGCCGAGUGCACAGUAGGGCUCCGGUGUAGUUUACAGAGCUUGGGAAAUCUCGUGUGUAGCCACCAGGCCAGUGAGAACCUCGUAUGGGAACUGCUGACAGCACAGGAAUACAAAAUGUGUACUGCCCUUCUUAGUAGCCCUGACGUCAAGGUGCGGCAAUACAGCAGCAUGGUUCUGUACAACUGCCUUUCGCAAGCACACGUGGAGAAUCUCUUAUUAUCGGCUGGUUCUGUGCGCAUGAUAGAGAGCCUUGCAGACAUGCUGGCCAACACAGAGUCUGAAUGGAGCCUUUUCAUUCUGGAGCGGCUACUUCAGCACGACGGCUUGGUGGCAGUCUUCCAAAAGCUGUCUGCUCGUUGCAGGUGUGUACUGUUGGACAUUGCUGCCGACAACCUUACGAAGGCACGAGGAGAAGAUGCACCGCUUCCACUCUCCCUACCUUUUUUAGAGCAUGCCCAAAGUCAGAUGUUGGAGCGAGUGUGGACCAUGACAAAAUGCUUGGAAGCAGCAGCUGCCGGUGACCCGGAGAUUGCAGAGAUUUGUAAACUGUUGAAGGUCUUAUGUUUGGCCUCUGCACAUGAGGAGCUGAAGGGCUCAUUUGCUGACGGUUCAGAGCUUCUUGCAACUGCAUUGGAGGUAUUGAAGACAGUUCAUCUUCUUGGCAAAUCGAGUGAAAAUGCAUUCACGCCCGCACAACAUCUGGAUGACUUCACCGGUGUCGACAGGGGAACCUCGGAGUUAACCGACCAUCACAGCUUUGGCUUCAAGCGAGACCUGGUUCAGCUCAUCGGCAAUAUGUGUCAUCACAACAGGAAACAUCAAGACAUGAUAAGGAACUUGGAUGGGAUUCCCCUCAUACUGGAUGUGUGCAAUCUGGAUGCCAAAAAUCCUUUCAUAAUACAGCACGUCAUCUUGGCAAUCAGGAAUCUCCUGGAAGGAAACCUUGAAAAUCAGGCUGUUGUGGGAAGCCUCGUUCAGCGGGGUGUUGUUACCGAUUCUCCACUGAUAAAGGAAAUGGGGAUCGAGAUAGAAUAAAAGUACCUGUUAGAUGGCAGCCACU
Molecule: messenger RNA, 1526 nt
Organism: Rhipicephalus microplus (southern cattle tick)
Lineage: Eukaryota; Metazoa; Arthropoda; Arachnida; Ixodida; Ixodidae
Product: ataxin-10
Biological process (GO): neuron projection development
Cellular component (GO): cytosol
Source: RefSeq, a predicted model, not a curated record